Molecule: messenger RNA, 1705 nt
Organism: Anneissia japonica
Lineage: Eukaryota; Metazoa; Echinodermata; Crinoidea; Comatulida; Comatulidae
Exons: 5
Coding region: 149-871 (240 amino acids)
Cellular component (GO): membrane
Source: RefSeq, a predicted model, not a curated record
AUUAUUUACAUUAUUGACGGCGGAUUGGAUAGGAUUGGAGUAGUCAGCAGUAAGCUACGCAAGGUUCUUUCGCAAUUCAAUGUGAUAUUUAGAUAAUUUCUACUUUUUUUUCUUUACAAAUACCAUUAUUUGUUUUACAGUUCUCGUCAUGGAGGUCAGUAUCAGGAAGCUUCAUAGAUUGUUUGUCUUUCUUGGUAUUUUACUGGUGAUUGUUGAGGGUAAAGCGCCGGUUGGGGAGUGGACCGUCAGUGACACUAAUGGCAAUCCUUGUAUGAAGAUGCAGAUGGCAGCUACCAUUACCAUUCCAUACGUCACAAAUAGUGGAGAGAAUACUAAUGCCAUCGUUGACGUCCCCACUACUGCUGAUCCCUCUCACUACUCCAAGUGUGACGGACCCUCGGUAUCAUUUAAGUUGAAGUUUUUCUCGAAUGGUUGGUCACUAUGGUUUGAUUACAAGAAAUCUGGUUCGAAGUAUAAAUUAGAUACGAUAGGUGUCGGAUACACUUAUGAUAAUGUGCACUUCCCAGGUGCUGCUGGCGGUGGGUUUUCCUCUUCAUCUAUAAGUGACAGCGACCUACCAACCACGCACGUUGGCAAUUACUAUGGUUGCAACAAAACAUCUUUUGACAUCUUUGGAAUAACUCUUGACAUGAGUGAUGUCAAAUUCCAACCUUAUGUGCAAGAUGUUCCAGAUAAAGGUUACGGUAAAAUGGAAGUGUGUUCGACUGGUGGAGGAAUAUCGGGUGAAGCUGUCAUGAUUCUCAUCAUUAUCGCUGUGGCACUUGUCAUUAUUGUGCCAAUUGUCGUCACAGUUGUCUGUGUUGUACGGCGCAAGCGCAGAAAUCAACAGUUUGAUUAUCAACCACAGUAGACUGGAUCACUCAGCCUGAAGCCACAGCCUGUAAUCCAACAAUUAUUUCAACAUGCUUUUAUAUAUGUUUAAAUAAAUCAAUCACCUUUUCAAAUUAGGCUGAAUAGAAAUGUUAUAGGGGCUAGCAAUGUUUAUUAAACAAACGCAGACAUAAUAAAAUGGAUCAUUGUAAAUAAAUGUGAUCUAUCUGAAAUGUUCAACAAACAUUUGUUACUGUAUUUAUAAUUCGGAUUCCAUUUUUUUUUAUUUUUUAGAAUAGUAGAGCCCAAAUGUCAGUGUCACUCGAGGCCAGUAAAUCAUGCUCUAGCUGUCGGCCCUCAAAUUGCCAGACAACGGAGGAGUGACACUGGUCUUUUCGCCUUCUUUUUCUCCUCAGGGAUUUAUCCUUGUUAGUUUGAGGAUACUUCUUCGUACUUAAAUAAGCUAUGAAAGUCCAUUUGUAUUUUUUUUCUUGGCAGUAUGUUUUUAAACAAAAUGCAAAGUACUCAUUAUAUUAUAUGUAUACGAGAUCACAUGUUGCAUAGCAGCCAAACAAAUAUUGAGAGUUCUGUUUUUUUUUUUAAAUAUUAUUUCUACACCCAUAAAAGAUGGUUAAAUAAAACAAAUAACUAUUAAGUCAUCAAUCUAUCAGAUCGCCAAGAUUAAUCAAUUCAGUCACAUUCCUUCUUUUACUGUCUUCAUUUUGGGGAUUGAUAUUAAAUAUUAUUCCUUUUUGUGAAAAUGUGAAAUAUUGUUAUUUGAAUAUAUGUAUUUUUUUAUACCAAAUUAUUAACUGUUUUAGGCUCGUAAUGAUCAGUAGCACAAAGUGUGAUAUAAAAAUGAUCAUAAUCAAAA